Molecule: messenger RNA, 2001 nt
Organism: Ambispora leptoticha
Lineage: Eukaryota; Fungi; Glomeromycota; Glomeromycetes; Archaeosporales; Ambisporaceae
Source: the annotation of a GenBank genome assembly
AUGAGCUCUAUGAUCGAGUCAAUACCAUCUAAUGGGAUGCAUUCCAAAAAAACUUAUCAGUAUCAAGAUAGACUCCCAAAGUUGCCUAUACCUCCCUUGGAAGAGACCUUGAAAAAAUAUUUAGCUGCAGUCAAGCCUCUUCAGACUCAAAAGCAGCACAAAGAAACAACUGCAGCAGUUCAACAGUUUCUUCAAAAUGAAGGUCCUGAACUUCAAGAGAAGCUAAAGACCUAUGCUGACAAUAAAUCGAGUUAUAUUGAAGAAUUCUGGUACGACUCUUACCUCAAUUACUCAGAUUCGGUGGUUUUAAAUCUGAAUCCAUUUUUUGUGCUGGAAGAUGAUCCCACACCCGCAAGAAAUAAUCAAGUUGUUCGUGCUGCAUCCUUAAUUCUAUCUUCCCUAAAAUUCAUUCAAGCUUUGAGAUCAGAAACACUCGAACCAGAUGUAUUUAGGGGUACACACCUCUGUAUGUCACAAUACAGGCGUUUAUUUGGUACUGCUCGUCUUCCAACAGAAAACGGAUGUAAAAUGGAUACCGAUCAAAAUUCUAAACAUAUCGUUGUGAUAUGCAGAAGUCAAUUUUAUUGGUUCGAUGUCUUGAAUGAAGAUAAUGAAGUAGCAAUCACAGAAAAAGAACUCGUUGCAAAUUUAAAGACUAUUAAGCAGGAUGCACUCGAAUUGCCUAUUAUCGAAGUUGCCAAACAUGCAGUUGGCAUUUUGUCUACAGAAAACCGUAAAACAUGGGCUGGUUUAAGAAAAAUUCUAGAAAAUUCUGAAAGCAAUAGAGAUUCUUUAAAAGUUCUUGAUUCGGCACUAUUCGUUGUAUGCUUGGAUGAGGUUUCGCCUAAUACUGGGGAUGAACUUGCUAACAAUAUGCUUUGUGGCUCAUAUGAAAUCCAACAAGCUGUGCAAAUCGGAACUUGUGUUGAUGGUCAUACAGUCCUUCGAUUUGUAUCGGAUAUUUACACAGACACGAUACUUCGCUUUGCACAUACCAUAAACUCGCAAACUAAAUCUCUGUUUCAAUCAUCAUCGUAUCACACAACACCACAUAAACAAAAACCAAUUGUUAUAGACACUACUCCAAAAAAACUUGAAUGGGUUCUUACCCAUGAAGUCUGUAUAGGUAUCAGAUUUGCUGAGACUAGGUUAAGCGAUUUGAUCUUGCAGAAUGAAAUUAAAGUAUUAGAAUUUAAUAAAUACGGUAAAGGCUUUAUUACAAGUUGUCAUCUGAGUCCGGAUGCAUUUGUACAAAUGGCAUUUCAAGCAGCUUAUUAUGGUCUUUACGGAUCGAUUGAAUGUACUUAUGAACCGGCGAUGACUAAAGCUUUCCUUCAUGGGCGAACUGAAGCAAUUAGAUCAGUUACCACGGAGUCGGUUGAUUUUGUAAAGUUGUUUUGUUCAGAUGCGCCUCAACCAGAGAAAUUGAAAGCUUUACGAAAGGCAAUUAAUACUCAUGUGAAUUUGACCAAGAUGUGUUCACAAGGAUUAGGACAAGAUAGACAUUUAUAUGCAUUACAAUGUGUUUGGCAAAGAGAAACACGUAACAAAAAUUUGGAUGAAGAGAAAAUCCCAUCUAUUUUUAAGGAUUCCGGAUGGCCGACAUUAAAUCACACUGUAAUAAGCACGAGUAAUUGCGGUAACCCCGCACUCAGAUUAUUUGGAUUUGGUCCAGUUGUUGCUGAUGGAUUUGGAAUUGGUUAUAUUAUAAAAGAUGAAGGAAUUGCGUUUUGUGCUUCUUCAAAACAUCGUCAAACGAGUCGUUUUCUCCAAACACUCGAAAGUUAUUUAUCUGAUGUGCAAGCGCUUUUAAUAUCCGAACGACGAAUACCUGGCUUGGCACGAGAUAUAUUAUUAAAUGAAAAUGAAACUAUGAGAAUGACGUCAGGCUAUGGUUAUUUUGAUGCUGGUGGUAUUGAAGAUUUGCUGGAACAUCAUUUGGAGGAAAAGAGAGAAGGCAUGAAAAAAGUUGGGAGGUCCCUGAAAUUAGUAGAUAAUUGA